GUUCAAAGGCUCUUACAAAAGCUUCAAGGAUUAUCCAAAAACAAAAAGCACACAAAAUUGUAAGAAUACGAGGACACAAAAAUCUUCGCGAGUGAGAAACACACGCGGAAGCUCGAUCGACGUUGUCCACCGGAUUCUUCCUUCAAUGGCAGACAACUUUCUGGCUGUUUCUAUGAACGAGAAAAUGUUUACGAGAUUCAUGAGUUGUUCUGCUCCUUCACAGCAGCUCCUGUUGUAAUCCAGACCAUUAGGGUUCUGCGGUAUUCCUUUUGAUUUUUUAGAUCUUCAUCUUCGAGUUACAGAAAUCGGAGGAUGGAUAUUGGAAUUGGUAAUGGAUGGAGAGUUGCAUCGUCUUCGGAGGGCCAUUUUCCGGGUUUUAUCAACUCUUCCUCCAUCCCCAGGAAGAGAAUUCAAAUGGGUAAUGCUCAGAAGACGAGAUUAAUACCGGUUUCUAGCUCCAAGAAAGCAAAUCUGUCUGCUUCAAAGAAACAAAGAAUUAAGCUGCCGAUUCCUCUUGAAGAUGAUGUUAAUGAAGGAAAGAAACUGGCUUUCGGUGAGUUUCUGAAUCACCCGUCAGGCAUGGAGGCUGUCCUCAACGUUAAUGCCUUGCAGAGUUAUCAUUCGCUUGGUGAUAAUACUUACAGAUGUAGGUUACCUAAAAUUCAGCUUCUAAGCUUUGAAGCUGCUCCUGUGGUGGACUUAAGGGUCACCCCAAUGAAUCAGACUUGUACAGUUGAGCUUCUUUCUUGCAAGUUGGAAGGCUCGGAGAUUUUGAACAGCCAGAGUGACAGCUUUUCGGCUGUUAUGAUAAAUCACAUGACAUGGGGCAUUGGUGAUCCGGAUCCGUUUCUGGAAGUCGACGUAAAGCUAGAUCUUACCCUCGAGAUUUCCACAAUGCCAUUCACGAUGCUUCCAGUGUCCGCGGUGGAGUUACCGGGAAAUCUAGUGAUGCAGACAUUGAUAGAUUCAUUGGUGCCUUUGCUGCUUCAGCAACUGAUGAAAGAUUAUGAAGAAUGGGUUCAUCAGCAGCAGCAGCUCCUCCAAAGCUCCUCGUAACGCAGGAUCCGAGAGGCUCGGGGCUGUGAAAUUGCUAGUCUUGAUGAAGAGUGAGUGAGAGAAUCCGCCAUUGAAAUCUCUCUGUGUUCCAUUGAUGAGAGGAAUGACUGCUUCGUCACCUCUGUUUGCAGACUCUGAUAUAAAACAGGAAGUUUCUUUCAUGUGAAGAAUGUAAAGCACUGACUAUUUGAAUGACUUGCUAUAUC
Tarenaya hassleriana is the source of this 1262-nucleotide messenger RNA. RefSeq lists its product as uncharacterized. The transcript has 8 exons. The record is from RefSeq and is a predicted model, not a curated record. The coding region runs from base 313 to 1056 and encodes 247 amino acids. NCBI's taxonomy places the organism in Eukaryota, Viridiplantae, Streptophyta, Magnoliopsida, Brassicales, Cleomaceae.